Messenger RNA from Daphnia magna, 941 nucleotides. RefSeq lists its product as uncharacterized. Lineage: Eukaryota; Metazoa; Arthropoda; Branchiopoda; Diplostraca; Daphniidae. The transcript has 3 exons. The coding region runs from base 159 to 911 and encodes 250 amino acids. The record is from RefSeq and is a predicted model, not a curated record.
UUUUUGGAGAAUACACGGAGGCCAUACUGUAGACGUAAAAGUUAAGCAGACGACAACAAACAACAACACGAUAUUCUUAUUUUCAUAGCUUUGAUCCAACGCCGCUAGGUGUCGUUUUCUUAAUCAAAACAUUUUCUGUAGCUGAUUUUACAUUCGAAAUGAGAAGGCAAUUAGUAAUUGUAGCAAGAUAUAGCGAUUACAGUUUACAGGAGUCUACUACAUUAAAAUUGUAUAACAAGAAGAUUAGAGAAGACAGUAUUCGAAAUACAGAUGAAGGCUCUUUUCUGCUAGAUACCAUUAGUGUUGAUGAAAAGACAGUGACAACUUUUCACUUUUGUCUCUAUGCUCAUGUUGCAUCAUAUUUCCGAUGUGAACUCCUGAGAUCUCGUGUCUUUGCAAAACAAGCGUGGAUUCAUUUUGCAAGCCAGUCAAGUUCAAAUCACUUGACCACAAUAAUUGUUCACAUUUUGUUAAAACCACCAGUCCGAUACUACAUGGAUCAGAGAUUUGGAUACCAAGUUCAGCUGUUGGUCAAUGAAAGGAUUGAAUUAGACCACAUGAUGUCUUGCCUGUCUACCUUAGGUGGAGCCUUUUCAUCCCUAGGUGAUCAACUUACUGAUUGUGCAAAGGCAGCAGGAAGGAUUUCCUUUCAGCAGUAUAAGAUUGCAGAGAAACUUUGUGAUCCUGUAACCUUAAUGCGUUGCCAGCUGUACCUUGCCAUAAGCUUCAUCCAAUGCAAUCACUUCAAAAAAGCCAGGAUUGUUAUCACCUCAGUAUAUAGAGCCAUGAAGUCUAGGCCAGAAGGGUUACAGGAGAAAAGAGUUAUCUCCAUGUGCCUGGGUAUUUGGGCUAAACUUAAAUAUCAUUGGCAUCUAGAAAAGAACAAAAUUAAACAGAUGUACAUUACAUGAACUAAUAAAUCUGAUUGUUAGAUUUCUCAA